AUGGGACAAGCGUACAGACGGCGUCAGUCGACACAUGCCAUUGUGGCGGCCAGUUCGACAGGGAUCCUGUUCGGCGUGCGGAUAGAUCAGGUCGUGGAACGGGAACAUCGGGUUGUUGAGCUCAUCGGACAGCGCGCCUAUUCGACAGCUCUGAUGUCCGGUAGGCACGGCCAGCAACACAUGUACCAACAGACGGGACUGGGCGAGCUGGAUGGUGUCAUCGCGUUGCCGUUGAUUGUGCGCAAGUGUGUAGACGAAGUGGACAAGCGGGGCAGCGAGGUGGUCGGCAUCUACCGGUUGUCGGGCUCGGUGUGGAUGAAACUGCAAGUGCGCGAACUGUUCGAGCGGGCGACUGCAAGCAUGCUCAACGGACUGGCCAACGAGGACGCCAAACAGGUCACGCAGGCCAUCUUCGCUGUCGAUCUGUCGCCCGAGAAAGUGCCCGACAUACACGCAAUCACCGGUGAGUCCUGGUGCUGGUGCUGGUGCUGGUACUGGUGCUGGCCAGACAUAAGCAAGAGGUUCCCCUUUUUACACACUCCACAUUUCACAUUUCACACUUGA
Protopolystoma xenopodis is the source of this 564-nucleotide messenger RNA. NCBI's taxonomy places the organism in Eukaryota, Metazoa, Platyhelminthes, Monogenea, Polystomatidea, Polystomatidae. The record is from the annotation of a GenBank genome assembly.